This is a messenger RNA of Sphaeroforma arctica JP610, 657 nucleotides long. RefSeq lists its product as hypothetical. NCBI's taxonomy places the organism in Eukaryota, Ichthyosporea, Ichthyophonida. The record is from RefSeq and is a predicted model, not a curated record. Bases 1 to 657 code for a protein of 218 amino acids. The transcript has 5 exons.
AUGAUUUUAUUUGUUCUCCAGAUUCCUGAAAAUGUCCCAGUUGGUAGCACCAAUGAGUACAAACGAGUGGUGGCACUGCGAGAGUCAGAUAAGGCGCUGUUUGAUCUUAGCGUGACUAUCCCGAACGCAGACUCAACUGCAAGUAGUGACACCGACGCAGACAAGCUGCGUGCUGACAUCAGUGUCAAGUUGAGGAUGACAGGUGUCAAUGUCAUCUUCAUGAACAGAUUCGUUACCGACAUCUCUGCGUAUGGCUUGGACUUUGCUGCGGCCAUGGCCAAGUACACCGAAGAGUUGCAACAGGCCAAGACAAACCCACACGAACAAAGCGUUGAGCUUAAGCACAGCAGCUCAGGUGGUCCCAGGCCGUCUGUGAGUACGGUGCCAAUGCGAGACAAGGCACAAGCCUCGAUGCAAACUCUGACCAAACGGAACACUGUCAGUGCUAUCAAACUGCGACGACCAUCUACAUUGGUCGAUGAGAACAGACUGGGCGUGCAACAACAGGGCCGGAGUAAGAGUAUUAAUAAUCAUAAUGCCGCGCCAGGGGACAGGCGCCGAAGUUCGGCGAAGCUCAAACGGAGAAAUUCGUCUGCGAAUAGUGACAAGGCACUGCGUAAUAGUCUGACGACUACCAUUUCUAAGGUAGGUGCUUAA